Trichomonas vaginalis G3 is the source of this 327-nucleotide messenger RNA. RefSeq lists its product as uncharacterized. NCBI's taxonomy places the organism in Eukaryota, Parabasalia, Trichomonadida, Trichomonadidae. The transcript has a single exon. The record is from RefSeq and is a predicted model, not a curated record. Bases 1 to 327 code for a protein of 108 amino acids.
AUGGCGAAACAUUCACAAAAGGCACCUAUAACGGUAUUGAAGUCUUACGUAGAGAAAUUAGAUGAAGAAGAACUUGAAGAUACAGUAGAGAAUGCUAAACCUUUGUUCGAAGAAGAAGUUAGAAAAAUGCAUGAAAAACAAAUAGAACAUGAACGUGAGAUAUGUUCUGGUUAUAGAGACUCUCCAUACGAACUAGACCAAUGGGAACAAGAAGAUUUAAAGAGAGAAUUUAGAGAAUAUGAACUCGCUAAAGUUUCAUUAGAAGCUGCAGAAGAGAGGUUAAAAGUUUGGGGUCCUUUUUUGUACAAAAAUAUUGUGAGUAAAUGA